Messenger RNA from Aquila chrysaetos chrysaetos, 4587 nucleotides. It is a transcript of the gene ZNF385D, whose product is annotated as zinc finger protein 385D. The transcript has 8 exons. The record is from RefSeq and is a predicted model, not a curated record. Gene Ontology annotation, molecular function: zinc ion binding; nucleic acid binding. Gene Ontology annotation, cellular component: nucleus. Bases 334 to 1521 code for a protein of 395 amino acids. Lineage: Eukaryota; Metazoa; Chordata; Aves; Accipitriformes; Accipitridae.
CGUCGUUGCGAGCCCGUUAAAGAAAAGAUCUGUUUGUAGUACUCUUAGUCCUGAUGUCACAGGCACAGCAAGGACAUCAGAAGGAGGAGUCAGAUUACAGUAAGAAUGGGCAGUGCAGCAUGCAGCCGGAGUAAACGCUAAAUCAGACAGGAAUUGUAUCGGGGAUAAGACUGCCUGCAAAGCGCUCAUCCUGAGGAGGCACACUGCUCACUCACGCUUCUUGUGCUGGGAAAUUUCCACAUAAUGUAGAAUGAAAGAGCUCUGUUUUACAUGUCAGCCCUGUGCGGGAGCUAAUGCUGAAUACACAGCGGUGGGAUCCUGGCUGCAUGAUUAAUGAGAAACAUAAUGUAUUUUGGUGGUACAUGCCAGAGCCCUGCUCUUCCAGCGCUAGUGCGUCCUCCUGCUCCACCUUUGCAGCCGUCGCUGGAUAUUAAACCAUUUCUUCCGUUUCCUCUGGACACUGCCGCAGCAGUCAAUCUCUUCCCCAACUUCAAUGCAAUGGACCCAAUUCAAAAAGCAGUAAUAAAUCAUACAUUUGGGGUUCCUCUUCCUCAUCGAAGAAAGCAAAUCAUAUCUUGCAACAUUUGCCAGCUGAGAUUUAAUUCUGAUAGCCAGGCUGCGGCCCACUACAAAGGCACUAAACAUGCCAAGAAGCUCAAAGCACUGGAAGCCAUGAAAAAUAAGCAGAAAUCUGUUACUACCAAGGACAGCGCAAAGACUACCUUCACUUCCAUCACUACCAAUACCAUCAAUACCAGCUCUGACAAAACAGACGUUACCACAGGGACACCAGCAAUAUCUACGAUGACAACCGUGGAAAUCCGGAAGAGCAGUGUUAUGACAACUGAGAUCACCUCUAAAGUGGAGAAAAUCCCCACGACAGCCACUAGCAGCACCACAUGCCCUUCCGUUGAGACUGAGGAAGAAAAAGCAAAAAGACUGCUGUACUGUUCACUAUGCAAAGUUGCUGUCAACUCUGCCUCGCAGCUGGAGGCGCACAACAGUGGGACUAAGCACAAAACUAUGCUGGAAGCUCGGAAUGGAAGUGGAACCAUAAAAGCCUUUCCCCGGGCAGGCGUAAAAGGCAAAGGACCUGUGAAUAAAGGAAACACAGGCCUUCAGAACAAAACAUUUCACUGUGAAAUAUGUGAUGUGCACGUAAACUCUGAGACACAACUGAAACAGCACAUAAGCAGUAGAAGGCACAAAGACAGAGCUGCUGGGAAGCCGCCUAAACCUAAAUACAGCCCAUACAACAAACUCCAAAAAGGAACACAUCCUCUAGGGGUAAAAUUAGUAUUUUCAAAGGAACCUUCAAAGCCGAUGGCUCCACGAAUCUUACCAAAUCCGCUAGCAGCUGCAGCAGCAGCUGCUGCUGUGGCUGUGAAUUCCCCCUUCAGUCUUCGCACAGCCCCAGCAGCCACCCUUUUCCAGACUUCAGCACUUCCUCCAGCACUCCUACGACCAGCUCCAGGGCCUAUACGGACCACCCAUACUCCCGUGCUGUUUGCUCCUUACUGAACUCCAAACAGGAAUUAAUUGUACUGCAAUAAUUUUUCAAAUCAAAUCAAAACAAAAAAAAAAAGAAAAUCAAGAACAUUGAACUAUGCAGUGUUUAUUUAUAGUUUAAAGUAUAUAUGAAGAGCCAGGACUUUUGAUAGAGAACUGAACAAAUUCUAAAAGGGGGAAUGGGCAGUAUUUUCUCCAGAUGAGAACAUUCCUCUUGAGUAUUGAUCGUUUUAGAACUGAUCUCCAGCAUUGACUUGUAGUGACAUAUAAAACUUAUGAAGCCUUUUGACUGUGCUUUUUGGCACAUAUUUCCCUGCAAUGUCUUUCCUGCUUUAUGAAACAACUUACAAAUUUGUCUAAAGGGCAUUAACUGGUUCCAAUGUACAUAAAAUACUUUAUUCUGUAGAUUAAAGAAGAAGGAAAAAAAAGAAACACUGUGAAUAGUAGUACCCUUACCAAUCCUCCUGCCAAAUCAGCAGUUACUGGGUAUUUAUCUGAGCAAAAGUAGAUACAAUAGAUGUCUUGUAAAACAGUAGUAUUGUGUCUCUAUCUAUGCCACUAGGUUUCUAACUGAGUUGCAAAAGAUAAAAUGAACAAAUUAUGUCACUUUGGUAAGUAGUUGAAAAUGAUGACAAUAAUGCGGAGCUGUUCCUGGUGAGCAAAAAUUGUUUUCCUCACCUGUAGAAGAAUGGGCAUGAAGAUAAUCUAUGGUUAGGGCAAAGUAAAUGAUGCAGAAGAUUGUAGCGGGGACAAAAAAUCCAGAUGCUGUACACAGAAUAGGUCAAACUUUUAUUUAACUGAGAACGUAUGUGUACAGUGUGUGUAUAUUCAAAAGGUGUAAUACAUACAGGAUAGAUCAAUGUCUAAGGCGUGCCAGUGGACAGCAAAAAAUACACUCUUGUCAUGAAAAAAGCCUGACACUUUAGUGUUGAGCAGAAGGAAGACACAAAAGAGUUACGCAUAGUCAUAAGUAGCAAAUGAAAAGCAGGAAAGAAAUCCUGGCCUCAUUUAAGUCAGUAUAAACUUCCUCCUGACUGCAAUGUAGCUAGAAUUUCAUCCCAAGAAUGGCACAUAUUCUUUUUAUAUCACACCAGUGGGAGUGUCUAUAGAUACAGGUAACAUUUUUUGCAGUAGGCUUAGUCUUAGAAACAGAUUUAUUCUCUUGUUUUAUUUCCUACUGAUGUGAUAUAAAAUGUCUUAAUAUACCUAUAAAAUGUAAACAGCAACAUAUGAGAUACAUAUUACGAGAUAACUGCACAUCGUGGGUUUGGAACAAAUACAACCUUUAGGAUCUGAAGGGACCCUUGAAUUCUGUAGCUGACCUUUCUGUAUGGACAGCUUAAAGCCUUAUGUAUUUACUGUGAGGCUUAAAGGGGUUGACUGUGUCCCUUUAAAGUAAGAUUUAUCAGGGGUAUAUAUAGAUAUAUUGUAUAUAUGUUAGAGUAAGAAAAUAACUUAUAAACAGAAAAUCUACUAUAUAAAAUAAUUAUAUAACCAUUGAGUUUCACAUGUGGGUCAUUAAGUGGUAAGUAACAAACAGCAGAGUAAAAAAAAUAGACUUCUUGAAUCUGAUUCUUGCUGCCUGCUUUUCCCCAUAGGGAGCUGAAAAGUAUCUAUUAAUAUUAUGGAGUGCGCUGCUGAGUCACAUGCGACCACUCUGAUGUGUAGCUAAGUGAAAUGCCUACCAUACAUUUAGGAGGAAUAAAAUUUAAAAACAUAAUUUGAGAUGGAGAAAUGAUUUGAAAGAUUUUAUUAAAAGGUAGUAACGCAAAAUAUUGACCAUGUGGUUGCUAUAUAAUACUGCCUGUGGUUAAUAUGGACAGUUGGGAGAUAUAGAGGAUGGGAAUAUACAGCACUUUUGACUUGCAGUUCAUCAGUGAGCCUUCCAUAUACAUUGGUAUUUGCCAUUUUUUAAACCUCUCUGCAUUUAGAUUUUAUAAAAAAAAUAUAUAAAAAGAGAGAAAGAAGAGGUUCCAUGGAUGUCUGUGUCCAAAGAAUUCCAAAGAGAUGCAUUUAUUUAUCUAGAAGUAUUGAAAUAAGUUCUAUAUUACGUAUUUGUAUUUCAUCCAGUUUAUUUGCAAACGUUUGUGCCUUGAAAUGAAAUGGGCUUUUGUUUAUAUUUAAUUCACUCCUAUGUAGCCAUGAAAAAGAUACAAUGGUGAUUUCAGGGCUGUUACUAGCUGGAUUGCUUUGGCCCAAUUUCCAAACAAGAGUAUGAGUAAGUUCCUGAAGCCAAGUUUAGGCACCUAAAUAACUAGGGGCUGACAUUUAAAAGGGCUCCCUACUCUACAGCUCCCAGUAAAGAGGCAGUAAACAGGCCAGCCUUCAAAACCUGCACCUAAUACUCAAUUUAGAAAAUGUUUCCUUUUAUUUGGGCACAUAAAUAUAGUGUAGUAAGGUUCAACUCCUCCUUGCAAAAUCUUGGCCUUGGUCUUUUAAGCCUGCUUUCAACCUUCCAUCUUUUUGCAGAAGUUGUAGUGCCAUUGCCAACUGUGUUCAGCUUCCUCCUUGAAAGGGGCACCACUUUUCAAGCUGUGCUCCAUGAACCACCAUUUAUCUCCAGAGCCUUUUGUAACAGCCUGUGUAAGUAAGAGCUGGCUAAAAGAGCAGAGGAGGGCUGGCGUUUUUGGAAGGGAGAAGGUCUGGGCAGGUGAUCUUUUCCCCAUGAAAAAACAUGCAGAUGGGAAAAGGGGAGACCCACAAAUAUCUUGUAGGCUCUUAUGCAUGGCCUUCUGGUGCAUGGACACCUGCUAUAUAUCCUGCCAUGUUGUUGUGAUGCCAUCAAAAUCAACAGGCUGAUACUUGCCAAAAUGUGGCCUGUGGCAUGUAUGGAGGCACAGUACUAAGGGCAGAGUUAAUACACGUUUUGCUAGAAAUAAAGAGAGUGUCAUUCCAACUAUUUACAUCAGCUAAUUUGCAAUGACACCUUCAGUUUUCUUGGACCUCUUUUGUCACAGUGCUCUAUGGAACAAGUUUUUGUUCACACAAGUCUCUUUUAAAUUUCAGCUGUAAACAACAAACUCAAUUCUUUUUAUGUCUCUUACUCACUACCUAAUAAAGGAUAAAGCCUAAAUGUUA